AGGCUGUGAGCGCCUCGGGAGGGGACACCCUGAUGAGCCUGUAUCUCCCCCAGCGCUCAGAACAGCGCCUGGCACGUAGCGAGCGCCCAACAGAUACCGGCGUCGUGAUCGUUAUUCGAAUCAGGCUGGGCACACUGGAUGGGAUGCUCCCGGAGGGAGCGGGAGGAGGAGUUUCUCUGGGUGGUGGGGGAGGGCCCUGGCCGCUCUCCGCUGUUUAAAGUUUGGGCUCGGGAGCGGAGGGGCUCAGUCGAGGGAGAAAGGCUCUCUCCGAAGUGGGGGGCGCAACCUACGGCUCAGGGCCCCCACCGAGAUGCUGGAGGCGGGAGCUCUCCUCCUCUUCGUCCUGAUUUGGGGUCCCGUCGAGGGGCGGGGGAUCCCCAAGGUGGAAGAAUGCUCCGCCCGCUGCUCCGAGGGAGUUUCCUGCAGGAGCGCCCCUACCACCGACAUUGCCAACAGCUUCUGCAGGGAGCCCCCCGCCUCCUUCCCGCUGGCCCUGCUGAAGAGUCUGGUGGGGGUUCCGGUGCUGAGGUGCCCCCCGGGCGGAGCCUGCUCCCUGCACCUCAGGGUCCGAGCCAACAUCACCCUGACGGGUAGGAGAAGGCCCCGGGGCUCCCUGGGGACUCUGGGGAGGGCUUCGGGGAGCAUCUUUGACCAUGAGCUCGUCCAAGGUGUGGAAGUUUGCGCCCUGGCGCUGGACACGCAGCACUCCGACUGUGUGAGCAUCUGGUUCCCCCGGGGCCUGGGCCGGCGCCUGGACGGCAGGAACUUGCAGGUGCAGAGCUCCUGCUUGGACGCGGGGGUGGGUCAGCAGCUCCACGUGACCCUGACCACCAUCCCCAGCUUCUGCAGUGUCGAACUGACCCAGCUGCUCCAGUUGCCCGACUGUGAAAAUGAAGAUCUGGAGAAGAAUAUCCCUAUGUGUUUUGUGGGCAAGUUGGAGUGGGAGGUGGACCGGGUCGGCCGGAACAUCAUGGUGCGCCUGGCGCAGCUGCCCGAAGGCCUGGACUAUCACGUGCGCCUCUGCCGCAAGCGCUUCUCCUGCGAGGAAGAGGGGAGACCCGCCCUGGUUAGGUGGAAGGAGAAGGAGAAGACUGUCUCGCUGUCUUAUACCCGGCUGCUUCCGUGCCUGUGCAUUGAGGGCUGGUCGGCAGUUCUGGAUGCGAGGAGACUCCAAAUCUGUCCCUUCAAAAAUGAGACGGACGCCCUGUGGGAUGCUGUCUGGUUCAACCCCCUCACCCAGGGGUUGGUGUGGGAGCCGCCCUGCCCCACCCAGGCCCGGAUCCAUCUGUGCCAGGGGUCGGAGUCUGGGGACCGGUGCGCUGAGCUGCCCGAGACGACCCGGACCACCCAGGGGAAGGUGGCUUAUUCCAGGGUGGACCCCCACCCCCGCCUCUGCAUCAAGGUAAGUGCACCUUCUGCCCGACGCCAGCCUGCUGACUCUGAACCUGCCGCCUUAUUUCUAUGACUCUCCCCCUUGGGACCCGUUCUUCUUCCCCUGAGAAACCUGUUCCUUAUCCCAGGAAGGAAGAGGGAGAGGGGAUGGAUCCUUAGGGGAGGAAUGGAUCCUUGGAGUGGGAGAUGGAAUCUGGAAUGGGAGAGGGUGCCUUUGGGAGAAUUCCCAGAAGCUAAACUGGAAUUACUAGAUUGUAAAAUUCUUCAGGGUAGGCAUCUCCUCUACCUUUUUUUUCCUAAUGGUAUUUCUUAAACACUUACAAUAUGCCAAGCACUGUAUUAAGCGCUGGGGUUAUUAAGCGCCGUCGAGUCGUUUCCGACUCCUAGAGACUCCAUGGUUAUAUUUUCUUCAGAACAUCCUGUCCUCUGCCAUAAUC
This is a messenger RNA of Ornithorhynchus anatinus (platypus), 1829 nucleotides long. Its product is annotated as putative interleukin-17 receptor E-like. The transcript is spliced from 11 exons. Lineage: Eukaryota; Metazoa; Chordata; Mammalia; Monotremata; Ornithorhynchidae. Gene Ontology annotation, molecular function: interleukin-17 receptor activity. Bases 311 to 1465 code for a protein of 384 amino acids. The record is from RefSeq and is a predicted model, not a curated record.